Ipomoea nil (Japanese morning glory) is the source of this 4113-nucleotide messenger RNA. RefSeq names its product phytochrome B. Gene Ontology annotation, molecular function: protein homodimerization activity; photoreceptor activity; phosphorelay sensor kinase activity. Lineage: Eukaryota; Viridiplantae; Streptophyta; Magnoliopsida; Solanales; Convolvulaceae. Gene Ontology annotation, biological process: red, far-red light phototransduction; protein-tetrapyrrole linkage; detection of visible light. The record is from RefSeq and is a predicted model, not a curated record. Gene Ontology annotation, cellular component: nucleus. The transcript is spliced from 4 exons. The coding region runs from base 243 to 3638 and encodes 1131 amino acids.
UCUAUAGUUCUAUCUACGCCUCAUUAAUGAAUAAUGAGUCCGAAACACUUCCAAAAGAUAAAGAAAUAAAAAAACAAAAACAAAAACAUGAUCACUUGGCGUCUUCCCCAGAUGCUCUUUGAUAGUAUUUUAUUUUUCAACCGAAAUUCUCCAUGAAUUCUUAUUUUUAGAGAGAGAGGCAGCCGCAGUUUUGUUGAGUCGGUGGUGGAAGGAAGAAGAAGAAGAAGAAGAAGAAGAAGAGUAUGGCGUCAGGGAGCAAGUCCAAACACGUGCAGCAAAUGCAAAAUCAAGCUCAAUCUUCGGGUACAAGUAAUGUUAAUUAUCGCGAUUCAGUGAGCAAAGCUGUUGCGCAGUACACUGUGGAUGCUAGGUUGCACGCCGUUUUCGAGCUGUCGGGCGAGUCUGGCAAGUCUUUCGAUUACUCCCAAUCUGUGAAGACUAUUACCCAGAGCGUUCCCGAGAAGCAAAUCACCGCCUACUUGUCCAAAAUUCAGAGAGGGGGUCACAUUCAACCCUUUGGGUGUAUGAUUGCGGUGGACGAGCCCAGUUUUCGGGUCAUUGGCUAUAGCGAGAAUGCCCGCGAAAUGCUUGGUUUAACGCCCCAGUCAGUUCCCAGCCUCGAGAGGCCUGAAAUCCUCACGAUUGGGACGGAUUUGAGGACCCUUUUUACGCCCUCCAGCUCAGUUUUGCUUGAACGCGCGUUUGGGGCGCGAGAGAUCACCUUGCUCAACCCAAUUUGGAUUCAUUCUAAGAAUUCCGGCAAGCCCUUUUACGCGAUUUUGCAUAGGAUUGAUGUUGGAAUUGUGAUUGACUUGGAGCCUGCUAGGACUGAGGACCCUGCCUUGUCUAUUGCUGGCGCUGUACAGUCUCAGAAGCUCGCUGUCAGGGCAAUUUCCCACUUGCAGUCACUUCCCGGCGGGGAUAUUAAGCUUUUGUGUGAUACUGUGGUUGAGAGUGUGAGGGAGCUAACCGGGUAUGAUCGAGUCAUGGUGUAUAAGUUUCAUGAGGAUGAGCAUGGGGAGGUUGUGGCCGAGAGCAAAAGGCCAGAUUUAGAGCCCUAUAUUGGAUUACACUAUCCUGCUACUGACAUUCCUCAAGCUUCCAGGUUUUUGUUUAAACAGAAUAGGGUUAGGAUGAUUGUUGAUUGCAAUGCCACUCCGGUGCAGGUUGUUCAGGAUGAAUCACUGAUGCAACCACUGUGUUUAGUUGGAUCAACCCUUCGUGCUCCUCAUGGCUGCCAUGCACAGUACAUGGCCAAUAUGGGCUCCAUUGCUUCGUUAACACUGGCAGUUGUUAUUAACGGUAGUGAUGAGGAAGCCGUAGGAGGGAGAAGCUCAAUGAGGCUAUGGGGGUUGGUUGUUGGGCAUCACACUUCUGCCAGGUGCAUCCCUUUCCCCCUCCGUUAUGCAUGUGAAUUUCUUAUGCAGGCAUUUGGUCUGCAGUUGAACAUGGAACUGCAAUUGGCAUCACAAUUUUCUGAGAAGCAUGUUCUAAGGACGCAAACGCUUUUGUGUGACAUGCUUUUGCGAGAUGCCCCCUCUGGCAUUGUUACACAGAGCCCCAGCAUUAUGGACCUUGUCAAAUGUGAUGGAGCUGCACUAUACUACCAAGGAAAAUAUUAUCCUUUAGGUGUGACACCUACUGAAGCCCAGAUAAAGGACAUAGUUGACUGGCUAUUGACUUACCAUGGUGACUCAACUGGGUUGAGCACAGAUAGUUUAGCUGAUGCAGGGUAUCCUGGUGCAGCUUCACUCGGUGAUGCAGUUUGUGGGAUGGCAGUUGCUUAUAUAACUUCAAGAGAUUUCUUGUUCUGGUUCCGGUCUCACACUGCAAAAGAGAUUAAGUGGGGUGGUGCUAAGCAUCAUCCAGAGGACAAAGAUGAUAGUCAGAGGAUGCAUCCACGUUCUUCGUUCAAGGCAUUUUUGGAAGUUGUUAAGAGUCGCAGUUUGCUUUGGGAGAAUGCUGAAAUGGAUGCAAUUCACUCUUUGCAGCUUAUCCUACGUGAUUCAUUUAAGGAUGCUGAGGCAAGCAAUUCUAAGGCUGUUGUGCGUGCUCCGCCUGGAGAAUUGGAGUUGCAAGGAAUGGAUGAACUGAGUUCUGUUGCUAGAGAAAUGGUUAGAUUGAUAGAGACUGCUACAGCUCCCAUAUUUGCUGUAGAUGCUGAAGGGCGCAUAAAUGGGUGGAAUGCAAAAAUUGCUGAGUUGGUAGGCUUGUCGGUUGAAGAAGCUAUGGGAAAGUUGUUGAUUCAAGAUUUAGUUCACAAGGAAUCACAAGAAACUACCGAGAAGCUUCUGUUUAAUGCUUUAAGAGGUGAAGAAGAUAAGAACGUAGAGAUAAAGUUGAGAACAUUUGGCACUGAGGAAGAUAAGAAGGCUAUUUUUGUAGUAGUCAAUGCAUGUUCUAGCAAGGACUAUACAAAUAAUAUUGUUGGUGUGUGCUUUGUUGGUCAAGAUGUUACAGGACAGAAAAUUGUAAUGGACAAAUUUAUUCACAUACAAGGCGAUUACAAGGCUAUUGUACACAGUCCCAAUCCUCUGAUCCCUCCCAUAUUUGCUUCAGAUGAGAACACAUCCUGCUGUGAGUGGAAUACUGCCAUGGAAAAGCUUACUGGGUGGAGCAGGGGUGAAACGAUUGGCAAGUUGCUAGUUGGUGAGGUUUUUGGAAGCUGCUGCAGGCUCAGGGGUCCAGAUGCCAUGACUAAAUUUAUGAUCAUAUUGCAUAAUGCAAUUGGAGGCCAAGACACAGACAGGUUUCCAUUUUCAUUUUUUGACCGAAAUGGAAAGUACGUGCAAGCUCUCUUGACGGCAAAUAAGAGAGCAAAUAUGGAUGGACAGAUUAUUGGAGCCUUCUGCUUCUUGCAGAUUGCCAGUCCUGAAUUGCAGCAAGCUCUCAAAAUCCAGAGGCAGCAGGAAAAUAAAUGCUUUUCGAGAAUGAAAGAGUUGGCUUACAUCUGUCAAGAAAUUAAAAAUCCACUGAAUGGCAUACGCUUUACAAAUUCAUUAUUGGAGGCAACAGAUUUGACAGAAGACCAGAAGCAGUUCCUGGAGACUAGUGCUGCUUGCGAGAAACAAAUGUCAAAGAUUAUAAUGGACGUUGAUCUGGAAAACAUUGAAGAUGGUUCACUUGAGCUGGAGAAAGAAGAUUUUUUUCUUGGGAAGGUAAUAGAUGCCAUUGUUAGCCAAGUAAUGUCGUUGCUGAGAGAAAGAGGUCUCCAACUUAUCCGGGAUAUUCCAGAAGAAAUUAAGACACUGGCUGUGAAUGGCGAUCAAGUGAGAAUUCAGCAGGUGCUGGCAAAUUUUUUGCUAAACAUGGCACGCCAUGCACCAGUUCCAGGAGGAUGGGUAGAAAUCCAAGUUCGCCCUAGUUUGAAGCAAGUUUCUGAUGGCACAAAUGUUGUGCAUACUGAAUUCAGGAUAAUGUGCCCGGGUGAAGGUCUUCCUCCGGAAUUGGUGCAAGACAUGUUCCACAGCAGUCGAUGGGUGAGUCAAGAAGGACUAGGGCUGAGCAUGUGCAGGAAAGUACUAAAGCUUAUGAACGGGGAAGUCCAAUAUAUCAGAGAAUCAGAAAGAUGUUACUUUCUGAUCAUCCUCGAGCUACCAAUCCCCCGAAGAGGUUCAAAGAGUAUUAUUAUUGGCUAGGUUAGCACUACUUAGCAGCAGCAAAAGCAGUAGCAGUGAUGUGAUGUACCUCGUGAAUCCUAUCCUUGGAAUAAUAAGAUUUGGAAGAAGCAAAGGGGAAGGAGGGAGUGGGUUUUCCUCAAGCAAGAAGAGAGACUCCAGUCCCUAAUGGCGCACUAAUCUAACAAAGUUUAAUAAUGAAGCUGCCAGGCACCCGCAGUUUGCCUCUGCCAUUGUUGAAUAUGGUAAUUUCCUUUCCUUUCCUUUUUACUCUGAUCUGAGCCACCCACCCACCCAGCACUGUUGUAUAAUACUAUACUAUUAAACUCAUCCUCCUCCCCAUCUCUACUCUAUCCAACCACCAAAACUAUUCCAUAUGUUUUUAUUUUUGAGGGCGGGCUGCCACUUAUUCUAACAAUAACCACUCUAAUAUGUAAACAAACCUCCUCUUCUUUCAGAUCACAAAUAAUAAAUAUAUAAGUAAAUUUCCCACUUC